Messenger RNA from Protomyces lactucae-debilis, 1163 nucleotides. Its product is annotated as Phosphoribosylformimino-5-aminoimidazole carboxamide ribotide isomerase. Lineage: Eukaryota; Fungi; Ascomycota; Taphrinomycetes; Taphrinales; Protomycetaceae. Gene Ontology annotation, molecular function: 1-(5-phosphoribosyl)-5-[(5-phosphoribosylamino)methylideneamino]imidazole-4-carboxamide isomerase activity. Gene Ontology annotation, cellular component: cytoplasm. The transcript has a single exon. The coding region runs from base 133 to 942 and encodes 269 amino acids. The record is from RefSeq and is a predicted model, not a curated record. Gene Ontology annotation, biological process: L-tryptophan biosynthetic process; L-histidine biosynthetic process.
CUUGCGACCUUGACCACUUUCAAUUGCUGGUACUUUUGCCUGUAGAGUGUUCUAUCUGUUCUGCUCGUAUCCUAGCUCUGCUGUGUCUGAAGGACUUGGUCUGUUAUCAACUUUGCUACAUUGGAAAGCAGGAUGUCUGCACGCCAGACACUCUUCAGACCUUGCAUUGACAUCCACUCUGGUGUCGUCAAACAGAUUGUCGGUGGCACGCUCACAGAGCAGAAGGACAGUCAUGCCUCUGACUCACUCAAAACAAAUUGGGUAUCGACCAGACCUGCUAGCUACUAUGCCAAUCUCUACAAAGAGCACAACUUGGAAGGAGGCCAUGUCAUCAUGCUUGGACCAGGCUGCGAAGAUGCAGCGACGGAAGCACUACAGGCAUGGCCCAAUCGUUUGCAAGUAGGCGGUGGUAUCAACGAUACAAAUGCGGUUAAAUGGCUUUCUGCUGGAGCGAGCAAGAUUAUCGUCACGAGCUGGCUCUUCCCGGAUGCACAAUUCUCAUCACAGCGUCUCGACGCGCUCGUUUCACUUGUUGGGAAAGAAGCACUUGUUGUGGAUCUCUCAUGUCGUCGAAAGAAAGACGGGCAUGGCUGGACUGUUGCUAUGAAUAAGUGGCAGACACUCACGACACUCGAUAUCAAUGAUGCGAACUUGGACAUGCUCGCGGAUCGCUGCAGUGAGUUCUUGAUUCAUGCUGCUGAUGUCGAAGGUCUGCAAGGCGGUAUCGACGAGGAGCUUGUUCAAUAUCUUGGACAUUGGGCCAAGCAGCACAAGGAUCCCAUCAGCAUCACGUACGCGGGUGGUGCACGGUCAGUGGAAGAUUUAGAGCGAGUCUCAGACUUGAGUGGUGGGCUGGUUGAUUUGACCAUCGGUUCUGCUUUGGAUAUCUUUGGUGGCCAGGGCGCGAGUCUCUCUGACUGUGUGGCUUUCAACCGUAGAUGAGCAGCAAUAGAUGUGACUGUUGUGUUGCGUGCACAUGCGAUGACAUCUCCACUUCACUCGAUUACAGCAUACAAACAACCUCGCCUUUCGCAAGUCUUGAGAUACAGAGGGAAUGGCUCCAGCAUGGUACGAGCCUCUUCUCGAUGGCGGCUACAUGCCAAUCCCACUCCUUCGCUAUGGCAUUCGCAGACAACUCCAAGUUCGUCUCAAUGAACUUGCCU